Molecule: messenger RNA, 2372 nt
Organism: Dendroctonus ponderosae (mountain pine beetle)
Lineage: Eukaryota; Metazoa; Arthropoda; Insecta; Coleoptera; Curculionidae
Product: protein nessun dorma
Exons: 5
Coding region: 144-1766 (540 amino acids)
Biological process (GO): male meiosis cytokinesis; spermatogenesis
Source: RefSeq, a predicted model, not a curated record
AACACCUCUGAACGUGUCUGGAAACUUCAAACAAUUGUCAAAUUUAUAGUUUCAAACAGAUUUAAAAGAACGGUUAACUCAUAAAGAGUUUGUUUAACAAACUUUGUUAACUUUUAUCACAUUUUAAUCUGCGAUUUUCAGCCAUGGAUCAGGUUUUCAACUUCGAUAAAACCUUCCAAGUUCGUCUGGAUGAGUAUGAAAAGGUUUUCUUCGAAGGCCAACCAUUUCCAUACGCAGAACUCCAAAGUGAGUGGGCCUUUCACUUGGAGCUCACUCUGGACCCAAACGGCUGGCAAGCAAUCUGGGACAUACCCCGGUCACAAUGCGAAAAACUCAAGCUACCAUUUCCUACCAUCCUCCUGGUUUAUGUGAUUCAAGUACACUAUUCCGACUUAUCGUCGCUGAUUAGGAUUAUGGCUGUCCAAGAUGAAAAUAUAGACUUGCCUGAUAAGCUCACAGUUCCCCUGAUCGAGCUGUGGGCAACGAAGAAGCAAGAUAAAAGCAUUGCCUUGAAUCUGGAUUCAACUGCCAACGCUUUGGAUAUGCUGAGGUUUUUUUAUUUGAACUUGGUGCGACCGUGGGAUGAAGAUGAGGACUGUGCCGACUGGAAGCGAGAGCAUUUGAUUGCCAGAUUGAAACUGUUCUAUGAUAUGAAAAAUGGAAACGUUCCCAAAAGGGCAGUGGAACAAAUCUUCAAUUUAGUAACGGAAGCCAAGGCGCACCAUUCCGAAAAAAAUAAUCUCAUCAAUGUCUGUGAUAGUCUUUGUCUUGACCACGAGGACAAUGUGGAAGAUGAAAACGUACAGAGAUUAAUUGCAGUCACAGUGCGGUUGGCGCAAAUCCAACACGAACUGACACUGUUGGAGAACGAGACUUUCAGGAAUGUGAUGCUGAAGUCCGGAGAGUACAGGAAGAUCAAUUGCAAGCCCCAAAUUUGGUUGGUGACUGACGCAUCCACAGGAAGAAAUCACAUCAAGCUGUUCGAGUCCGUCGAGGAACAAUUCCAAAAUGAGCAAAUAGCACUCGCUCCAAACUUUACUCAGAAAUUAUUAUCUGCAAACUCAGGCGAUACGAUUUUACUCAGUCCGCAAGAACACAAAUUCAACCAUAAAAGGUAUUUGCUGGAAAACCUAACUAUAAAAGGCAUUGGCAACGCUCAGGUAGUUUGCGUGCCGUUAUUGGCCGAUACUACGCUGUUUGACUUCUACGGGGGACAUUCCGUGAUAGAAAACAUCACCAUUGACUGCAAAAACGUGAAUUGUGCAGUCCUAGUCCGCACUGGUCAUGUUUCAUUGAAAAAUUGCAAAAUUGUCGGCAAUAAUCCAUCCGCUACAACGCAAGGAAUUGUCGUCUUGAAUGGGGCAAAGCUCUCACUAAUUGCCUGUGAUUUAUCGGGAUUUGCAACUGGCUUAAUGGGAAAUAGUGGUUCUGAACUCGAAAUCACUGAUUCACUAAUUUGCAAAUGCCAAUCAGGAAUAAAAGCAUUUGAAAAAUGCCAAAUAAACAUUCAAAACACCAUCAUAAAGGACUGCGAUGAGUUUGGAAUCCUCAUUCAAACCGAUCAAGACUUUGGCUUUGAUCAGCACUCUGAACAUUCGUUCGAAAAGCUGAACUCAAUUCCUGAAAUCACCGCCAAGUUGGUCAGUGGAAGCAACAACAGAAGGGGCGAUUUAUUCGUGAAACCAUUUAAUAUUAAAGUUGUUGAGGACUUGUUUGGAAACCCAGAUUUCGACCCGACCAUUAUGGAGGACUCUGAUGAAUCUUAAAGCAGUCUAUUGCAAUUUUUCCAGAACGAUAAAACGGUAACUGUUUUAUUCGGCAGAAAUCUAAGUAACAAAUACAUGCGUUCUUAUAUAAUUCAAAAAACACUUGUCUAUAUCAAUUCUUCCGAGAUCAAAUAUGUAUCAUCUAAAGGAAAUUUUUAGAUAAAUACUUGCAAAAUGGUUUAUUUGGGCAAUUAGCCGAAAAUUUUUGAGUUGUUGGAAUGUGAAAAAUUUGCCGGUUUUCCAACGUAAAACUUUUCGUGCAAAAUACCCAAGACCCCAAAUUUAGAGUUGCGGGAAAAAGAGCAAUUCCUCACGUUUCAAUAACCAGAAAUUCUUCGGUCAAAUUGAUGUAAAUUGACCAUCUGAUUUUUUAAUUAAUUUAUGUUUCUGCAAAAUGCCAUGCGUAAAAUAUUGCAAAAGAUUAGAAACAAAUGUUCACAGCCGCGCGAUUGAACUGCAUAGUUCUGAUGGCCUUGCAGUAGAUAUGCAGUGUUAGAAGUUUGCUUCUUUAUUUUUCUUGUUUUUGUUAUUUGUUUCUUUAUUAAUAAUAUUUAAGUUGUAAAUUUAUAUUAAGAUUGUAUAAAAACCAAGGAAAAUUGGCAAUAA